AUGAGAAAAUCAAGCAAGCUUCCUCAAGCUGCGGCUCUAAAGCAGAUUAUCAGACGGUGCUCCAGUCAGUUCAAGCACGACGGCGACGGGCUUCCGGUGGACGUGCCGAAAGGGCAUUUCGCAGUCUACGUCGGAGAAAACAGAAGCAGAUACAUCGUACCAAUCUCGUUCUUGGAUCACCCCCAGUUUCAAUGUCUCCUCAGACGCGCCGAAGAAGAGUUUGGAUUCCACCACCAAAUGGGCAUCACCAUUCCCUGCGACGAGAUGGCUUUCCGAUCUCUCACGGCAAUGCUCCGGUAG
Molecule: messenger RNA, 300 nt
Organism: Ipomoea triloba (trilobed morning glory)
Lineage: Eukaryota; Viridiplantae; Streptophyta; Magnoliopsida; Solanales; Convolvulaceae
Product: auxin-responsive protein SAUR50-like
Exons: 1
Coding region: 1-300 (99 amino acids)
Biological process (GO): response to auxin
Source: RefSeq, a predicted model, not a curated record